AUGACUAUGGAUAUCAUUAAAACAAUCGAGGAUGACGAGGAAAUUGAGAAUUUAUCGGAAGAUUCUGAUGUUGAGGUCGAAUAUCAACCAACAAAACAGAAGACACAAAAGAAAAAGUACUUUGAGGAAGGCUUCAAGUUCGUCUCUACAGCAUCCGAUUAUAAUAAAGAUACAUGGGAUGAUUUAAUGAAAUUUGUCAAGAAAAGAACUCGCGGUAAAGUUGAAGACAAGAUUGCUAAAGUCAUUAAAUCCAGAAAGAAUGAUGUGCAGAAUGAAUUGGAUGAUAGCAGUGACAGCGAUGGAAAUGACAAUAAUGAUGAAAUAGACUUGUCUGAGGAUGAAUUAAAGCACGAUAAUUUGCGUAUAAAGCAGAAAAAAGGCAAGAAACGGAAGCUGCUUGUUGAAGACGAGAUUAUUGAUGACGAGCAGGAGAAAAUGGAAUUUGAUGAACAGAUUGAAGCUACUGGAGACAUGAAUUCAUUCUAUCAAAUGAACCUUUCUCGUCCACUUAUGAAAGCUAUUGGAAUUUUAGGAUUUACGCAUCCCACUCCUAUCCAAUCGUCCACAAUACCUGUUGCACUUCUUGGACGUGACAUUUGCGGUUGUGCAGCUACUGGAACAGGUAAAACUGCUGCCUAUAUGUUGCCAACGAUUGAAAGAUUGUUGUAUAAACCACUUACUGCGGAAUCAGUAACUAGAGUUUUAGUGCUUGUUCCAACUCGUGAGUUAGGUGCUCAAGUUUAUCAAGUCACAAAACAAUUGUGUCAAUAUUCAAACAUUGAUAUUGGAUUAGCUAUUGGUGGAUUGGAUGUAAAGGCUCAAGAAAGUGUUUUAAGAACUAAUCCAGAUAUCGUCAUUGCUACGCCUGGUCGAUUGAUUGAUCACAUUAAGAAUACGCCGAGUUUUGCCCUUGAUUCUAUUGAGGUUUUAAUUCUCGACGAAGCUGAUCGUAUGCUGGAUGAAUAUUUUGCUGAACAGAUGAAGGAAAUUGUCAAUAGUUGUGCCAAGACUAGACAAACAAUGCUGUUUUCAGCUACGAUGACAGAACAAGUCAAGGAUUUAGCUGCUGUGUCUUUAAAUAAGCCAGUUAAAAUUUUCGUUAAUAAUAAUCAAACUGUAGCAUUUAAUUUGCGUCAAGAGUUUAUAAGAAUUCGUGAUGGCAAGGAAGGAGAUCGUGAACCAAUUUUGGCAGCAUUAAUAUGCAGAACUUUUCAUGAUCAUUGCAUGAUUUUUGUUCAGACAAAGAAGACAGCACAUCGUUUGAGAAUUAUUCUUGGACUUUUGGGAAUUAAAAUUGGCGAAUUGCAUGGUGAUUUGUCACAAGCUCAACGUUUGGAGUCACUUAAACAAUUUAAAGAUGAGCAAAUUGAUGUUUUAGUUGCAACUGACGUAGCUGCAAGAGGUUUAGAUAUUUCUGGAGUAAAGACAGUCAUCAAUUUUGUUAUGCCAAUUAGUUUAGAGCAUUAUAUCCAUAGAGUGGGUCGUACAGCAAGAGCAGGUAAAGCUGGUAUUUCAGUGUCAUUAGCAGGCGAACAAGAAAGAAAAAUUGUUAAGGAUAUCAUUAAAAAUGCUGUAAAUCCAGUCAAGAAUCGUAUGAUUCCACCAGAAAUUAUUGACAAAUAUAGAAAAAAGUUAUUGGCACUCGAAUCAGAAAUCGUUAAAGUUUAUGAAGAAGAACGUGCUGAAAAAGAGUUGGCUCAAACUGAACAGCAAUUAAGUAAAACUCAGAAGAAAUUAGCAGCAAAUAAAUCAGAUGGAGAUCCCCAAAAGCGUGAGUGGUUCCAAACACAUCGACAGCGAAUGGAAGAAAAAGAAAGGUUGUCAAUUAAUCCAAAAGAUCCUGAAACUAAAGGCAAAAAUAAGCAAAAGAAACGAAAACGUGGCGAGGACGAUGAAAGUGAUCUUGAGGAUUAUGCCUUUAAAAAACGUAAUAUUGAAGAUAAGCUUAAAAAGGAAAAGAAACCAUUAGCAAAAUCAGCCAGAGCUCUAUUACGUGAACGAGCAACAAAGGAUUUAGAAAAGGCUUCAUUAACUCGAGCAAAAAUGUCAAAAUCACAACAUAAGAUGACAAAAUUGCGAACUGUUGAAGACGUAUCAUCAUUCAAAAAGGACAAACCAUUUGUUAAACCGAAAAAGAGCACUUCAAAGUUCAAUUUAGACAUGGAUACAAGCAAGAAAGGCGUAAAGAAAUUGAGAUAUGAUGCCAGCAAGCAACAGAAGACUAAAACCUUCAAUAAAGGCAAAAUGAAUAAGGGUAAACCCAAGACGAGUCAGGAGAAAGUUAAGAAUCGAGCUGGACUUAAUAAACAAAAUAAAGGAAAAGUGUUUGGACGUCCAAAGCAGAAGAGAAACAAAGGUUGCUGUUCAUGUAGAUUGAACUAG
This is a messenger RNA of Chironomus riparius, 2382 nucleotides long. NCBI's taxonomy places the organism in Eukaryota, Metazoa, Arthropoda, Insecta, Diptera, Chironomidae. The record is from the annotation of a GenBank genome assembly.